Molecule: messenger RNA, 2966 nt
Organism: Gasterosteus aculeatus aculeatus (three-spined stickleback)
Lineage: Eukaryota; Metazoa; Chordata; Actinopteri; Perciformes; Gasterosteidae
Gene: afg3l2
Product: AFG3-like AAA ATPase 2
Biological process (GO): mitochondrial protein processing
Cellular component (GO): m-AAA complex; membrane
Molecular function (GO): ATP hydrolysis activity; metalloendopeptidase activity; ATP binding
Source: RefSeq, a predicted model, not a curated record
UACUAUAAAGGAGGACAAGACGAGUAGUAGUAGUAGUAGGAGGAGGGAGGAGAAGAUGAGGAGAAGAAGAAGACAUCCAUAAACCAGUAUUGAUCUGGAUGGUUGCAUGUGUUCUCCUGCUGUUCUUUGGGUUAAACUAAUCAAUGGCUCUGAUUGGCUGUCUGACGUGUGUCAAAUGACCUCAUCCUGUGUUUUAAUAAGGAUUAUGAGCCGUUGUUUACUGGUGACGUGUUUGGCCAUGGGACAGGGGGAGAGGGGGCGGAGCCUCGUGUGUGACCUGCAGGGAGUUUACACGAGGCUGAGCUCUAGACCACCUAAAGGUUUUGAAAAAUAUUUUCCAGGAAGUCAGAAAACUCAAAAAAACAGUGACGACGGAGCAACGACCAAAGAGGCUAAACCGGCCAACGCGCAGAGAUCCUCCGGGAGGUCAGGAGGAGGAUCAGGAGGAGCAGGAGGAUCAGGAAAGCGAGGAGGCCGUAAGGAGGAGUCCCACUGGUAUAGCCGUCUGCAGAAGGGAGAUGUUCCCUGGGAGGAUAAAGACUUCCGGAUGUUCCUCCUGAGCGGCGCGGCCUUCUGGACCACCAUCACCUACUACUUCUUCUUCAGGGACGGAGGGCGAGAGGUCACCUGGAAGGACUUCCUCAACAACCACCUGUCCAAAGGAGCGGUGGACCGCUUGGAGGUGGUUAACAAGCGCUAUGUUAAAGUGGUCUUCUCUCCAGGGAAGACACCGGUGGAUGGGUAUGUGUGGUUCAACAUUGGCAGCGUGGACACCUUCGAGAGGAACCUGGAGACUGCUCAGUACGAGCUCGGCAUCGAGGGGGAGAACCGAGUGCCGGUGGUGUAUUCCACGGAGAGUGAUGGCACCUUCCUGCUGAGCAUGCUCCCCACGGUGCUCAUCAUCGGCUUCCUGCUCUUCAUGCUGCGGCGGGGGCCAGCGGGGGCGGGGCGCCCCGGCCGGGGGAUGGGCGGGCUCUUCAGCGUCAGCGAGACCACGGCCAAGAUACUGAAGGAUGAGAUCGACGUGAAGUUCAAAGACGUGGCGGGCUGCGAGGAGGCCAAGCUUGAGAUCAUGGAGUUUGUCAAUUUCCUGAAGAACCCCAAACAGUAUGAGGACCUGGGCGCCAAAAUCCCCAAGGGAGCCAUCUUGACAGGUCCUCCAGGAACAGGAAAGACUCUUCUGGCCAAAGCCACGGCCGGUGAGGCCGACGUACCGUUCAUCACCGUCAACGGCUCUGAGUUUCUGGAGAUGUUUGUGGGGGUCGGCCCCGCUAGGGUCAGAGAUCUGUUUGUCAUGGCGAGGAAGAACGCUCCCUGCAUCCUCUUCAUUGACGAGAUUGACGCUGUGGGACGGAAGCGAGGGCGAGGGAACUUCGGAGGACAGAGUGAGCAGGAGAACACGCUGAACCAGCUGCUGGUGGAGAUGGACGGGUUCAACACGGCAACCAACGUUGUGGUUCUAGCAGGAACCAACAGACCUGACAUCCUGGACCCGGCUCUGAUGAGACCCGGACGCUUUGACCGACAGAUCUACAUCGGUCACCCUGAUAUCAAAGGUCGAGCCUCCAUUUUUAAAGUCCAUCUACGCCCUCUGAAGCUGGAGGAGGACUUGGACAAAGACGCUCUGGCCAGGAAGAUGGCCGCCCUCACACCUGGAUUCUCAGGUGCCGACAUCGCCAACGUCUGCAACGAGGCGGCUCUGAUCGCUGCUCGCCACCUGUCAGACGCCAUCGAUCAGAAACACUUUGAGCAGGCCAUCGAGAGGGUGAUAGGAGGUCUGGAGAAGAAGACUCAGGUGCUGCAGCCUGAGGAGAAGAAGACCGUGGCGUACCACGAGGCCGGUCAUGCUGUCGCCGGUUGGUUCCUGGAGCACGCCGACCCUCUGCUGAAGGUGUCCAUCAUCCCCAGAGGGAAAGGUCUGGGUUACGCUCAGUACCUCCCCAAAGAGCAGUACCUGUACACCAAGGAGCAGCUGCUGGACCGUAUGUGUAUGACUCUGGGAGGAAGAGUCUCAGAAGAGAUCUUCUUCGGACGCAUAACCACGGGAGCUCAGGACGACCUCCGUAAGGUCACGCAGAGCGCCUACGCACAGAUUGUACAGUUCGGCAUGAACGAGAAGGUGGGUCAGGUCUCCUUCGACCUCCCUCGGCAAGGCGAGAUGGUUUUGGAGAAACCGUACAGCGAAGCCACGGCCCGGCUCAUCGACACUGAGGUCCGCGUUCUGAUCAGCGAGGCCCACCGGAGAACCCACCUCCUGCUGAGUGACAAGAAGCCAGAGGUGGAGAAGGUUGCGCUGCGCCUCCUAGAGAAAGAGGUUCUGGAUAAGAGUGACAUGGUGGAGCUGCUGGGGAAGCGUCCGUUCGUGGAGAAGUCAACGUACGAGGACUUUGUGGAGGGAACCGGCGGCCUGGAGGAGGACACAACGCUGCCGGAGGGUCUGAAGGACUGGAACCAGGAGAGGAAGGAAAAGGAGGAGAGCCAGGAGGACCAGGUGGCCCGGCAGAUCUCUGGAGGAAUGCCUUUCUAGAGCCCGUGGAGGGGUUCUGACGCAUCACUCGCACAUUUAUCUCAAAUAUCCUCCACUCCAUGAAUUCUCCUUUCACAGAGCAGUUCUCCUUCUCCGAGGCGGGGAACCCUCUCACAGACCUCCUUGUGGUUCUUGAACCCGGUGAAACAUCUGAGUUUAGGUGCUAGAUGUGUUCUCUGGUUCCAGUUAGUCCCUGGCUUCUCCACAAUAAAGCCCCCAAUAGACGGGUGAGGGUGUUCUGUCUUCAUCAUCAGCGCGGUCACCGUGGUAACUGAAUGCUAACAUGAAAGCUAAUUUGAGCUAUCUCUACCAAUCAGCCUUUGAUGAGUCAGUGAUCAGUGUGUGCUGUGGUAUGACGUCGUAACAAUAAUGUGUAUCUGUGUUCAUUAGUCAAUGUUUCAUCAUUUGAAUAAAUCAAUAAUUGAUCAACUGUUUUAAA